AUGUGGAAACUUUUCCUGAUUGGUUGUGUGCUGACAGCGAUCACGAAUUUUCCCGCUGCUUUCACUCACACCUCUUUGAACACUGCCGUACAUCGGGUGGACGAAUUCUUUCAAAAGAGCUACGCUAAUCGAGAUAUUGACAUCGAUCAGCAACAUCUCAUUCUUUUACGCUCGGUUCUGAACUGUGUUUGGUAUGGAGGUCAGGUAGCCGGGGCACUCGUCUCACCGCUGAUCUGCGAUCGAUAUGGGAGAAAGGUUGCAUUCACUGUCUCAAUCACAAUGAUGACUUUUGCGGGGACUCUUCAAACCCUUGCUUCACUCACUGAUUAUCCGGAGAUUUUGAUCUUCGGCCGAAUUCUCAGCUCCUGCUUUUCUCCUCUCAGCGAUGCGGCGCUUAUUUUAUAUUUACAGGAAAUCUCUCCAUCCUCCUUUCGUGGUACAAUGUCAUCUCUUUAUUCAACGGGUUACUGUGUGAUGGGACUUGCCGGGAUGCUCAUUGGAAAUGACCAUGUUUUAGGUCAUUCACUGCUCAUCUUGUUAGCAGUUCCAGUCAUUGUUGGAGUUCCAUCAAUCCUUUUUUCGAUUAUCAUGCCCGAGACUCCAAAGUACUUAUGGCUUUCGAGAAAAAAUAAGAAUCAAGCUAUUCGAUCGCUUGAGUUUUAUCAGGGUCAAGGAGCUGAUUAUCUCAGUGAUUUGGAUGAGAUGCUACGAGAAGCUUCAGGACAAGAGAAAAACACAGACAAGGCUACAAAUCUAUUCAAGAACACAGCUUUGAAGAAAGCCUUUGGAUUAUCGAUUUGCACUUUGUGUUUAACACUGCCUUUCUAUCCAUUGCUCCAAAGCAGUACACAUUUCUUUACGAGGCUCGGUGUUGAGAGGAGUUUCGCUCAAUUGUCUUCUUCGGGUCUUAUGGUUGCGCUCACGAUUUCCUGUAUCUGUUCAACGCUGCUCAUUGAUCGCUUACCCAGAAGAUUUCUUUUGCUCUCAACAGGGUUCACUGGAAUCGCCGCGCUUUCUCUCUUCGUCGCCUUUGCUUAUUUCGAAAAAGCGCUUGAAGCACUAGCAGCUACUUUUGUCUUUAUUUUUGCAUACGGGUUUGGAAUUGGUCCAAUUGGAUGGAUGAUUCCAGCAGAAUUGGUCCCACUUUCCAACCGAUCCGUAAUGUUUUGUUCUUGUUACGCUGUGCAUAGCAUAUUCGUCGUCAUCACCAGCUUUAUCACGAUUCCGUUAUUUGAUAUUUAUGGGUCACUAUGCUUUGUGCCAAUUUUCAUCAUCCCAUCGAUCAUUUGUCUUCUUUAUGUUAUGUGGCAUUUACCGGAAACAAAGGGUCGAGAGAUUAACGAUAUUCUUUUGGAUCUACAAGGAAGCAAAAACGCAAGGACGCAUGUCGCUGACAUGAAAAGCGAACAAAUU
This is a messenger RNA of Mesorhabditis belari, 1413 nucleotides long. Lineage: Eukaryota; Metazoa; Nematoda; Chromadorea; Rhabditida; Rhabditidae. The record is from the annotation of a GenBank genome assembly.